UACUUAUCAUUUUAACUUUACAACUUUGAUUUAAUUAUUUUAUACCUAAAAAUUAACUAUAUUUUUCUUAUUAACUUUAAGUAUAGUUUUAACUAAAAUUUUCUAAGUAAACUUUCAUAUUUCCAUAAUCAAACCUUAAUCAUACUUUCCCAUUAAUCUAAAACAUCUCACUAGCAUAAACUAGAACAAAAAUUUGAUGAAUCAAAAUCCUUUCUACAUCAAUCCAUAAUGUUCAUCACUUACACAAGCUAUCACCAUUUCCUUACACAAGUUAACCUUCUUCUACACUCCAAACUCUUACACAUCCACUUACACACUCCAACUCUUACACAUUCACUUACACACUCUAAAUCACUUACACAAGUUAACCUUCUUUUUCAUACAAUCUUAUGAACUAAAAAGUUGCCCAAAACCCAUUAUAAAUACCCCUCCUUAGCCAUGAGAUCACUUGCACCCCCAUCAUCAAAUCUUUCUACCAUUCUUUCUUAUAUCUUCACUUCAUUAACAUCUUACUAACUUUAUACCCUUUUUAUUUGUUGAAGAAUCAAAUGAAGAUGGAGCUUGAUCUUAUCACUUCUUAAGCUAAUAAUCAUCAACUUUUGAAAAGUCAAGUAUUAUCUUUUGGAACUUGGAUAUCAUUUUCUUUUGGGUAAUUGAAGAUCUACUUCUUUGAAGCUUGGAACAUUGAAGACUUUCUCUUUUGGAGCUUAUUUCCUUAAGUUCUUAUUUUCCUAUUAUUAUUCUCUUACUUGGUUUAGCACCACCUUCGGAGGAAAAUGGUAAGAAAUGGCGUAACUUCAUCUGAUCACGAAGCUAGAGUUCGAGAGCUAGAAGCACAACUAGCUCGGAUGGAAAGGACAAAUGAGCGACUGAUCACCCUCAUGGAGAAUCAGGCUCAAGAGGCCAAUGACGACGGGAAAUACUUUAAGAAUAUAGCAUAUCAUCGUCCACCGCAAUACGACGGAGAAGCUGAUCCGGUUCGCUUCGAGAAUUGGCUCGCAGAGAUGGAGAAACUUUUAGAGGUCAUUAACUGUCCAGCGCACCUAAAAGUAAAGCUGGCUUCCUUCUACCUAUCUUGUUCAGCAGAGUUAUGGUGGCGUUCUAUCAAGGCCACUAUGACUGAUACCUUUUGGGAUGAUUUCCUUAUAACUCUUCGUCAACAAUUCUAUCCGCCAUCACUCCAACGGAAAAAGGAGAAUGAGUUCUUACAUCUUCGUCAGGGUCUUAUGACCGUGAUUGAGUAUAGUUGUAAGUUCAAUGAGCUAUCUCGAUUUGCUUCUGACAUUGUAAGCAAAGAAAGUGUUCGUGCAUCCCGCUUCUUUGAGGGUCUUAAUCUUAAGAUCCAAAAGGGGAUUGGGAAGUAUUCUGACUUCCGAGAUCUCUACGACCGAGCGCUUGAGUAUGAGAGGAUCCUUGACAAGGAGGACAACACCAACAAAAGAAAAUUUGGCGGAGGCAACAACAACAGGAACAAGAGGCCAACCAAUUGGGAUCGCAAGCCGUUCCAACCAACAACUUCAACAAGAGUCACAGUUUGGAAGUGUCGCUUAUGUGGUAAGGAUCACCAAGGUCGUUCAUGCACUGGGAAGAUCAUCUGCUUCAAAUGCAAAAAGGAGGGUCAUGUUUCCACUAACUGCCGAGAAGGGAUCCAGUUGGGAGCUAGUAGUACUGGUAAUUAUGGAGCUCCUAGUUCUUUGGGAAUUGUUCAGAGUAUUGCAGCUAGGAGGACUGCCGGUUUGCACGCUAUUAGCAACCAUGUAGAUAAUCUUCAUCAGGCAUUUGAGGAAGAAGUGGAAAGAGAAAUACAAAUUGAAGAAGAAGAAGAACAAGAAGAGGAACGAACGACCUUAUUGGGAUACAUAGAUCUCGACAAUCAUCAACUAGAUCACAUGAAGAACAACAACAACAAAGACAAGCGGUAAACGAGUCAACUUCCAAAGUAUCGAUGAAGAUGAACCAGUAAAACAAUCUUUUCCGACAAUGCCACCUCCUAGUGGUAGAGCUGUUUUACAUUUGUGGUUGUAGUUUACAAAAGAACCAACUGAGAAUCCGGAUGUUUUCUUAUGCACUUGUCAAAUUUGUGAAAGUCAAGGGGUAAGCCCUUAGUUUCAUACAAUUUCAGCAGAGGUGGUGGUAGUGAUGGCCACGGAGCGGGUUAUCCGAAACCGAACCGGUCCCAAACCGCUUGAAACUGUCACGGAAGUGUAACCGCUGGAAAAAAGUUGUCGAAACCAUGAAAUCGCCGAAAAAAAACUGCUUGAACCAGACCUAAGAACCGCGGGUCGGAACCGAAACCGGUCCGGGUGAACCGGCCCAACGGUUCCAUGGAACUGGAACCGGAACCGGAACCAGUCCGGGUGAACAGACCCAGCAGUUCUUUGUAACCGUUCGAAAAAUAGUCGUUAACUAGCUGUUGCAAUUUUUUCUAUAAAUACACAUCACUUUCAAUCAUUUUCAUUCACAACUCAUCUCUUCACCUACUCUCUCUACUUACUCUCUCUACUUAAUUACGGAAUUAUUUUCUUAAUUACAUAAUUAGUCUUUUAAUUAUUUCUUAAUUUAGUUAAUUAUGUAACAACUCGACUUACCGUUAACUGAGUAAACAGGGUCAUCACGGGGUUUAUUUCCCAACAAACUGAAAUCACAGUAAAGGGUUCACCAGCUCUUUAACGUAACUAACUCAGCUAUAACUCAAAACAAACAUCUAACUAAAGCAAAAGGUAAUCAUACAAUUCUCUACAAGUCCAAUAUAACCAACACAGCCAAAUCAAAUUUACAUUUAUCCAAAAUCCUAAUACAAAACUAAAAAUUCCUAAGUGCUCAGUUCAAUGUACAUCCUUGGAACCUCUAAUCACCUUCGCUAAUCUUCAUCCCGAUUGGUUCCGAUCUGUAGACAAACUAAAAGUUGGAAACAAUAGAAAGUCAGAUUAAACUGAAUGAGAAGUAACAAUCCAAAACAACAAUACACAGUAAAUCAAAUCAUAGGUUUAAAAGCAACAUCAGUUUUCCUAGAUCUAUGUGCGCACAUGGAGUCUAGUUGAGAGGAACAUCCAUAG
Molecule: messenger RNA, 3056 nt
Organism: Amaranthus tricolor (Joseph's coat)
Lineage: Eukaryota; Viridiplantae; Streptophyta; Magnoliopsida; Caryophyllales; Amaranthaceae
Exons: 5
Coding region: 777-1922 (381 amino acids)
Molecular function (GO): zinc ion binding; nucleic acid binding
Source: RefSeq, a predicted model, not a curated record